GAUCCUAGACUGUUCACAACAACCAAUAAAAACCAGAGUAACAAUAGAAAACCCUUCCCAUCAGAUGCCAGAUCAACCACCCUAUUAACUUCCUGACUCAACCCUCAUCCAAGCCCGGUAUUUGGGGCUGAAGAACAGAAUCUGGGAGCAUGGAAACUAUAGCUGCUGCUACUCCUCCUGGAGGAUCAAAUGGCUUGGAAGAACCCAAGAAGAUGACGAGAGAAGAUUGGAGAAAGAAGAAGGAAUUGGAAGAACAACGAAAACUGGGAAAUGCACCUGCUGAAGUGGAUGAAGAAGGAAAAGACAUCAAUCCUCAUAUUCCCCAGUACAUUUCCUCAGUGCCAUGGUAUAUAGAUCCUUCAAAAAGGCCUACAUUGAAACAUCAGAGACCUCAAGAAGAGAAACAAGAAGAAUUUACAUCACUAGGAGAAUGGUAUAAGCGAGGAGUUAAAGAGAAUGCUGUCUCAACCAAAUACCGUAAAGGUGCUUGUGAGAACUGUGGUGCAUUGACCCAUAAGAAGAAAGAUUGCCUAGAGAGACCUAGAAAAGUUGGAGCAAAAUUUACAGGAACGAACAUUGCACCAGAUGAGCACAUGCAGCCUCAAUUGAUGUUUGAUUAUGAUGGGAAAAGAGACCGUUGGAAUGGUUAUAACCCAGAAGAGCAUAUGAAGAUUGUAGAAGAAUAUGCCAAGGUUGAUCUAGCUAAACGCACACUCAAAGCUCAGAAACUACAGGAAGAACUGGCUUCAGGAAAACUAACAGAGCAAGUGAAUUCCCCACGACAUCGAUGGGGAGACGACGAACCAAAUUCACAAACGGAAAGAGAUCAUAACAGUGAAGAUGAAGACGAAGACAAAUAUGCAGAUGACAUUGAUAUGCCUGGACAGAAUUUUGACUCCAAAAGACGCAUUACAGUCCGAAACCUGCGUAUUCGAGAGGAUAUCGCUAAAUACCUACGAAAUCUAGACCCCAAUUCUGCCUACUAUGAUCCUAAAACCAGAGCAAUGAGGGAGAAUCCUUAUGCCAAUGCAGGAAAGAAUCCAGAUGAAGUCAGUUAUGCAGGAGAUAACUUUGUUCGUUACACGGGAGCCACCAUUUCCAUGGCCCAAACUCAGUUGUUCGCCUGGGAGGCCUAUGAAAAAGGCUCUGAAGUUCAUCUUCAAGCAGAUCCUACAAAACUUGAACUCUUGUACAAAUCCUUCAAGGUGAAAAAAGAAGACUUUAAACAGCAGCAGAAAGAAAGCAUCUUAGAGAAGUAUGGAGGGGAAGAACAUCUGGAUGCCCCACCAUCAGAAUUGUUACUUGCUCAGACAGAAGACUAUGUGGAGUAUUCUAGACAUGGAACUGUUAUUAAAGGACAAGAGAAGGCUGUUGCUCGAUCUAAGUAUGAGGAGGAUGUAAGGAUCAACAACCACACAUGUAUUUGGGGUUCUUACUGGAAAGAAGGAAGAUGGGGCUAUAAAUGCUGCUACUCAUUUGUCAAGUUUUCAUACUGUACGGGAGAAGCUGGAAAGGAAAUUGCUAAUGCCAGUGAAGAAUUGCUAACUGAGGUGCAUGAGGACGAGCAGUUAACCAAACCCAAAACUCUAGUGGAGAUACACCAACACAAACAAAAAGAAGAAAAGAAGAAGAGAAAGAAAAAGCAUAAGAAGAGUACAAGUUCUGAUAGUGAGGGAGAAGAAAGAAAGAAACAAGAAAAAUUGAAAAAGGCACUGAAUGCAGAAGAAGCCCGUCUCCUUCAUGUGAAAGAAAUCAUGCAAUUAGAUGAGAGAAAGAGACCAUAUAAUAGCAUGUAUGAAAACCGAGAACCAACAGAGGAGGAAAUGGAGGCUUACCAAAUGAAGCGCCAGCGACCAGAUGACCCCAUGGCCUCUUUUCUGGGGCAGUAGUUUUGGGCAAAGGACUUGUAAAUAGGCAUCUAAAUGGAUCAAUGUUGUAUGUGGGUCACUUUUCCUUAGCAAGUUGUCAGCUGAGAUGGCUUGUUCUUUCGCAUCAUACUAGAGCAUGGCCCAGCCGUCCUGGAGCUCUCCAAGUAGAAAGAGAGCCAGCCAGAUUUCUAUUUGUUAAGCAGGUUUGCUCAAAUCCUUGGAAUGUGCUGGAUGAAUUUCUGAAUUUAAAAAAAAAAAAAAAAGCUAUAUUGAUUGGAAGAGUCAGAAAAUAUUGCAGAUACCAAACAGCCCACAGUUGAUAGGGUCUGUUUCAAAAAUACAUAAUUGUUUACUUCCCUGAAAAGAUUAAAGCUGACUUUGGUGAAAACUAUCUGAAUCUAAUAGAAUUUCACAAUUCUGAAAUGGUUCUCAGUUACUCAGCAGAAUUUAUUUUAGCAUUCCAGUUAUUAAAAGUGAUUCAGAUAUUGCA
This is a messenger RNA of Protobothrops mucrosquamatus (brown spotted pit viper), 2358 nucleotides long. RefSeq names its product SLU7 homolog, splicing factor (gene SLU7). Bases 150 to 1889 code for a protein of 579 amino acids. Gene Ontology annotation, biological process: mRNA splicing, via spliceosome. The transcript is spliced from 16 exons. Gene Ontology annotation, molecular function: pre-mRNA 3'-splice site binding. NCBI's taxonomy places the organism in Eukaryota, Metazoa, Chordata, Lepidosauria, Squamata, Viperidae. Gene Ontology annotation, cellular component: spliceosomal complex. The record is from RefSeq and is a predicted model, not a curated record.